Messenger RNA from Lathyrus oleraceus (garden pea), 693 nucleotides. RefSeq lists its product as uncharacterized. NCBI's taxonomy places the organism in Eukaryota, Viridiplantae, Streptophyta, Magnoliopsida, Fabales, Fabaceae. The transcript is spliced from 2 exons. The record is from RefSeq and is a predicted model, not a curated record. Bases 1 to 693 code for a protein of 230 amino acids.
AUGUUUUCGACUGCUGAAAUCAAAGAACAUCUAACGAAGGCUUUUUCAUCUUUGCAGGAAAAUGUCCCCAAGGGUAAGCUUACUCAUUCUGCAGAAAUCCAAGCAUUCCAAAAGUACUUUGAAACUGUCUAUAACCCAACGAACAUUAUUGACACUGUUUGUUAUGCAACCCCAAUUUUAAAAGAAAAAUUUGAGAAGCAGAUUGCCAAAAGAAAAUCUCUCAAAACUGACAAAGCCACCACUCCCCUCAUUUCUACUGCCAAUCAAAGUGAUCCUUCGAGCGGCAUGAAUCCAUCUCCUCAUCCGACAGUUAGCGGUGCUAUCCAAAACAAAGGCUCUUCGACUGGAGCUCACAAUAUUGAAGAAGACAACACUCAGAACGAAGAAGAAACCUCUUCUCCUGGUGAAGAUGGUAAAAGAGAUUCGAAGCACGUUGGCGAGAAGGACUCAACAGGGAAAGAAAACUCUGAGAAUACUCCUAGUGAUUCUCCUGCCAGAGUUGCGUUCCCUUCAAAUGAUGCUGAUGAGGACGAUCAGGAUUCAGAUGAAAUUGAGGGGUAUUUUCGAGAAGAUGAAGACAUAAAUAUGGGAGAAGCUGAUACUGAGGGAAAUCAAACUGGAACUAGUAAUGCCAGCGUCGAUACGGUCCCAAAUCUCACUAAAGUUCGACCAUCCUGUAUUUGCUUUAUUUGA